Messenger RNA from Lymnaea stagnalis (great pond snail), 8741 nucleotides. The record is from the annotation of a GenBank genome assembly. Lineage: Eukaryota; Metazoa; Mollusca; Gastropoda; Lymnaeidae.
AUGGUUUUCCAGUUUCCUUUCUCUGAGGGAGGACCCCCUUGCUAAUCUUUAUGUCAGCCCCAAAUUUGGACAGUAACUUCCUUUUUGAUCGCGACCAUGGGUUUCACAAGUCAGGUAAGGUAGAGGAGUGCACAUUACUGAAAAAAAUGUCUCUGAGAAUUAUCGCCGAUUUUAAAGUGGACCAGUAAUUAUUUCACAUUUCAAUUUUUACCAUGAUAAUUAAAUACAUUAUUUACGUAAAAAAAUUGUCUCUACUAAAAUUAAUCGAGUUUUAGAGUUAAUUAUUUUUAGUGCACAUUACCUGUUUCCGAUAGAUAGAAACUCAUAACACGUGCUGAAUUGUUUUGUUAAACCAGAUUGUGUAAAUUUGGCACACAUUGGAGUACAUGUUAACUACACCGUCCGUGUGACUCAAGUGUAUCGGGGUGGCAUUUAUUAAAAGUAACACUAUGGACUUGUGUUCCAGUUGCUCACAUCCUUCAAUCUUAUUCAAUGCUUUCUCAAUAUGUUAUAAUAAGGCAGAUUGUCAUUUACCAAAUAACCUUUUUCCUGUCAUGAAAGUCCCAAUUAAGUUACAAUCACCCUAUUUGAUAGGGAUUUAGGUAAAUUGGAAGACAGGAUGCCAUGGUUGGCCUCCAUCUUGGUUGACAAGACCAGUUAAUUCUGUCACUAAAUCUAAGUAAAUGUAUCCCUCAACCCAAAAUGUAUCCCUGAACCUUAAUUCAUGGCAACUUUAAUAAACACGGGAAAGACGUUUUUACGACGUUGUACAUACUCUUCCAGCACAUAUACAGUAGAACAAAUAACACAACAAUUUUAAAAAAUAGAAAAUGUAAAACAAUUAAAUUUAAAAAAAAAUUAAAAUAGAAGAAAUCAAUGUAAUGUGUAAAAAUGACAUUAUGCUUAGUUCUCCCCCAAGGCGAGAAUGAAGUUCUUGAAAAUAUCAUGUCCUCAAACGGUUGCUGAACAUGAAUUCAUGUAGAUAAGAAGAAUAUGUACAACGUCGUAAAAACAAGAUAAUAAUAAUUGUUUAAAUAGCCCUUCAAACCGGAACUGGAUUUUUUCCUGGCCGACGCUCAAGUGGUAAAUUACCUAAACCUAGGCUCAAUAAUUAACACUGUUUUUGCAUUGAUGGAAUCUUAAUCUUUGAAUGUUUUUUUAUGCUACAACUCUUUUCCCCAUUUGUAUAGCCCAUUGUCAUUGAUGGCAGAGGACAUCUUUUAGGACGUCUUGCAGCCAUUGUUGCCAAGACCCUUCUAAAUGGUGAGAAAUCAUGAUCGUAACUUUAACAUAUAUUUUAGUAAUUUAGAUUUCAAAAGGGUGGGGAUUUAUAUCAAAAUAGUAAUCAACCAAGGCACAACAGAGGGAUUUAUCCGGCACAAGUUUUGCGUUUUUUUGGGUAUGCACAAACUGGGUGCGCGUGAGACCUUUGAAAUCCCUAACAGAAAAAAAUACUUGGGUAUAUUAACAAAACAAAGUGGGGGGGGGGGUUAAGCAGCAAUGCAUUCUAGAAGGAAGCAAUGCUGAGAGGAAGAGAGGGUUACGGUAAUAAAAAAAAUAAGAAUGGUAAAAAAAAUUAUAGUGAGGGUGAUAAAUAAUUAAGUUGAAUGUGGGGAGGCUGAUAUUUCACAAAGAAAUGGACCUUACUACAUCUUAAUAUAGGGCAGAUAUAGUGGUAGCCUAGCCUACUUCUCAUGUAAUACUAAUCCUGAAAUACAACUUUAUUGACAUAGUUCUAUUGAAGUCUACUGGUCUUAUUUUAUUUGGUUCAUAUUUUAAAUUUAAGCUUCAAGGUAGUGCUUUUCAAGAUAUUUAACCAAGAUAAGGGACUUUUUUCUUUGAAGAGUCGGAAUCAGACUAGUAAUAGUAGUAAUAGUACUACUAGUUAUUAUAUAGGCAGUCUAGUUUCAUAUGCAAAGUCAAACACCUUUAGGUAUCUCAAAGCAUUUGAUUAUAUUAACAUGUUCAGCAUUUAUUUAUUAUCUAGGGAUCGGCUGACUAAUAAUUAAUGUACACAAUAUUGGAAUAUGCAAUGCAACUAUUUUGCCGGCCACCACUUGUCACAUGACAUGCCAGAAUAAUGUUAACGCCUACUAGUCCGCUGGGACGAGCAUAUUAACAAUGUAUGUAACCAAGCAAAACCAAGCCUUGGGGUUCUUAAGGCGAAAUCUAAAGAUUGGCAACUCCUGUGUGAAAGAAAGAGCAUAUAAAGCCUUUAUCCGUCCGAUUUUAGAUUAUGCAUCUUCAGUCUGGGACCCAUUUACCCAGAAGAGCAUUGACAGGUUGGAGGCGGUCCAGCGACGAGCAGCACGCUUUGUCCUAAACCGCUACAGGAAUACCUCUAGUGUUGGCAGCAUGCUAGAAACACUAGGCUGGUCACCAUUGGAGAAACGACGACGACAAUCCAGGCUCUCCAUGAUGUACAAGAUAAAUAAUGGGCUGGUCCACUGUUCCAGUAUUAAACAGAAACUCGUCCCUCUCCCCCAUAGACAGCGACGAGGCCAUGACAGGCAAUUCAGGCUCAUACCAGCAAGAAGCCAGUAUAGGAGCUGCUCAUUCCUGCCCAAGACAAUCAGGGACUGGAACCAUCUUUCAAAAGGAACGGUUGAGGCGACAACACUAGACACAUUUGUGUCUAUUGCCUCAAGCCUUCAAACCCCUAGUGCAUGAUUUCCUCAUCAACACCAGUAACAGAAACAUUGCAAAUCCCAUCUACAUGCAUAGGAGCCAAAAUGAUCAAUAAAUUGAUCGUGGGCCCUUAAGAUAUAGAAGAAGAAGAAGUUGUCCGGCAGUCACAUGACAUGUCUGCUGCAGGAAUAUCUUCCACUAGUCGUACGGGGGUCACGUGACAUGCCCGCCGGAUGUAUAUCUUCCGCAGUGUUUGUCCGGACGUGUAGACACUGCCUUUCAAAUAGGCGGAAAUGAAAUUUUAAAACAUAAAAUUGACUACCCUUCAAUUUACAUUCGAGGUUGUUUCAAGAGCCUUUUGUCACUUUUGUCAGGUAUAUUGCUUAAUUUAUUAUGAUUUAUUUGUUUAAUCUAGGACAGAGAGUUGUGGUUGUCAGAUGUGAGGGGAUCAACAUAUCUGGAAAUUUUUACAGGAACAAGCGUGAGUUUUAAUAUUAGUUUUAAAAUAGUUUAAUUUGUAUGACUUUGUUCAUAAUUAAUUUUUUAUUCUUGAUCUGGCAUAUUAAUGUGCUUCUAAUGAUGUUUACAUACCUACAUUGUCAGAAUAUAAAUGAUUGAAUUUCAUGUCUGAAGAAGCUUUUUUUUUUCAUAUCAUUAUUUAAAAAUUUGUUCUUACUUGGUUUCAUGUACUCUUUUCAAAUUCUGCUAAAUUCAUUUUAGUGAAGUUCUUGAAGUACUUGAAGAAACGUUGUAAUGUUAACCCUGCACGUGGACCUUUCCAUUUCCGUGCUCCAAGCAAACAGUUCUGGAGGGUUAUAAGAGGUACGUCUAAGCUUAUGUUAUGGCUUUAAAAGUGUCUUAUUCCCUUAUUGAUUGUACACAUGAUGACAUAACCUUACCUACCUUGAGCUUAAUGAAAUCAAUAUAUGUCUGAUGAUCAAUCAUUUAUUUUUUUCAAAAUUGUUUGGUACACCAUAAUUAUAUAUGUUGAUAAACAUAUGGCACUUGGUGAUUUAUAAAUAUUGGCUAUUAUACUUUUUUUAUACAUAUUUUCUUUGGAAAUUCUUUCAGGAAUGUUGCCUCACAAAACUGCCAGGGGCAAGGAAGCUUUGGGUCGUCUCAAAGUUUUCGAGGGCAUCCCACCACCUUAUGACAAAAAGAAACGAAUGGUUGUUCCCUCAGCCCUUAAAGUUCUAAGACUUAAUCCAAUUAGAAAGGUAACAAAAAAUUUUUUUUGCAAAACUUAAAGGAUGUUAUCACUAUGAUAAUUUUUUUCAUCCUAUGAUGGUUUUCCUACAUUGCUUGAUUUUAUAUGACAAAUAAUUUUUUCUCACUAUAAUUUUUUUCAUCCUAUGAUGGUUUUCCUACAUUGCUUGAUUUUAGAUGACAAAUAAUUUUUUCUGAGGAUGGCUACAUAUUGAAAUAUAGAUCUGAUAGUCCUUGUUUAUGAUAUCUAGAAUAUGCUUUGGGAUAAUUGAUUAUAUAACAGCAAAAUUUUUGUUAGUUUUUUUUAUUAAUACACACACACCUCCUGGCAAAAAUCAUUAAAAAUGUGAAUGAUUUAAUGUACGUUGGUUAAGAAGUCGCUCGCUAUAGAAAACAGAUUGCAUUUUGUUUCUAUGUGUUAACAUGCUUUACUUUAAUGGGGGCUUGUUUUGUGAUUGAUCGGGAGUGGUGUUAGCUGAAUUUUUUGUUUGAGCAUGGAGCCAUUUCGAAAUCAAAUUUUCUUUAUAGGAAUAAUUCCAAAAUGCUUAAAUGAAAACAGUGAUUCAGGGAUAUUCCACAGGAUAAUGUGUGUUAUAUAGUGUCAAUAAAUAAAAUUUGGAUUGCAUUACUUCAAUUCAAAGGGGGACACCCCUGUAUUUUUUUGACAGAAAUUUUUGAAGGAAUUGAAUAAAGUAAAAUUGUUUAAUAUGGGUACCUUAUGUGAGAAUGGGGUGGGUUGAGUAGUUGACUAAAUGUAAUGUUUUAAUGUCUUAACAGUAAAUAAACCUUAAUUUUAUCAUGGAUUUCAUUACAUCAUUUUUAAAUACAUAAACUUAGGUUAGGGCAAAGUAGUCAGAUAUGUUUAUCAGUUUUAAAGGUGAAAAGUUUUGUGUGGUUGUUGCUUUUGGCCUUUGGGUUGUAUGUGUAGCAAUUGGACCAUAUAUUUUAUGCAAAUAAGGCCUAUGAUGAUUAUGACCACAGCUUUUUGAGCAUAAACAUGAAACUAUUUUACAUGCACUACCAUCUGAGGCACUAUCGAUCUAAAACCUAAUUCAAUCUGGAUGCAUUUUUUCUUCAUUCAUUACUAUUCAGUAUUCAGCAGCUGAAAAAUAUAUUUGACAAUGUAUAUCAAUGGCAAAAUGGUUACUUCCUUCUUUUAGAAAUAAGUAGACAUUCCUUAAUGUAAUCAAAGCAAAGAUAGCAUGUCAAGAUUUUUGGGGGGAGGGGCUUAUUCUGCACAUAGUAGGGUCUUCAAAGUCACUGCUAAACAAAUAAAUUUAGAUUACAUUGAUUCAUUUCUUUGUUGGAAUUCUAAAUUUUCAUGUUUGUAAUGAAUGUAUCUUUAUCUUUUAAUUAUUAUUAUUCACUGACUCUUUAAGUAUAUGGCUUAACUUCCAGCAAUAUUGUCCGUUGCUAGGUUUACUCUCCUAUGAUGAUUUGUAAUCCCAGCGUGAUUUGAUAUUUAGUGAUACUAAUAUUACAUGCACUACCAUCUGAGGCAGAGUUUUAACCUAAAAAUUCACAAUAAUUCUAUUGUAUUUGUUUAAAAGUUUUUUUUGUUGCGGUGAUGUUUUCAAAGGUAUUUGCCAGUCAUCUACUCGGGCUCCAUGUUUCAAAAAUCAUAAUUUUUCACAUCACAAUCCAAAUAAGCAUUUGCAAAGAUUGUCAAAUAUUUUAAUGUAAGUUGGUCUUCAGUGUUGAGUUAAAUUCACACAUUUUAAUGUAAGUUGCUCGCCAGUGUAUAACUAAAUUUAGUAGGAUUUAAUUAUGGUUAUAGCAGGUAUUUAGAGUUUGGACAAAAUUUUCAAUUCUAUUUAGGCCUAUGAUGAUUAUGACCACAGCGUUUUGAGCAUAACAUGAAACUAUUUUACAUGCACUACCAUCUGAGGCACUUUCUACCCAUCUAAAAUGUAUCCCAUGUAUAGUAUAGAUAUUUUUCAAAAUGUGAAAUUAAUUUCUGAUGGCGUUUUUCUAUAAUAUGCGAGUCAGGGUUAAGGAUAUUCUAAUUGGCGCUCAACAUUAGGGUUUUCAUUAAAUUUCAUCUCCUAGAAACAAAAGAUUUUGGUGAUCAACACUAACUUGAUUUUUUAAGCAAUACCUACAGUACCCCAGUCUAUGGGCAUAAUUUACACCAGUAACAUUUUUGAGUAUUUUACACAAUGGUCUUUUAAGCCAAUGUUACAGACUUAGAUCAAAGUUCUUUUAUGCCUGUGAUGAUUGUUACACCUGAUUGAUGAGUUCAUGAAAAUACUAUUAAAACAUGCACUACCAUCUGAGGCAUAAUAUUACGAGACUAAGUAUAAUGGUGAGGCUUCAUUUGACUAAGGUCUCACUCUUGCCUAUUAUUUUUUUGUUUUGAACUUCAGUUCUGUAGUCUGGACAGGCUUUCACAUGAGGUUGGAUGGAAAUAUCAAGGUGUAGUUGCUACCUUGGAAGCUAAGAGGAAGGUUAAGUCCAAGCAUUUCUAUGAACGCAAGAAACGUCUCCUGGUAAGCUAUGACAUGUAUUUUAGUAUCAAGUUUCUAUCUAUGAUGAAAUAACCACAGCGCAUUGAAUGACAGUGAAACUAUUUAUUAUAUCUGAGACAGAAACUUUACAUUACAUACUACUGUGCACUACAAAAUAGAGGAGAAAGGUAUCUUUUUUUUUAACCAGUACUAUAUUUUGUUUUUAUUCUAACAGAAACUGCGUGAGCAGGCCAAACAAAAUGUUGCAAAGAAGAUCGAGACUCACCAGAAAGUACUCUCACAGUUGGGUUACUGAAGUCGUUUUAAAUUAAAAUGAAUGUACAAAUAAAUUGAAACUCUUCUCCAUUUUAUUAUUGGUGUCUUUUCUUUGUAUGUAUUCUGUUUAUAACAGUUAAUCCAAUGAAGUUUAGAUUUUAGAACUUGGUCUACAUGUUUUAUGAUUUACUGGUACUGGUAUACAACUACUUACAGGACUAGUACUUUUGACAUGUCAGUUAUGUUAUUUAUGAGUUAUUCCCCUUAUGUUGGGAUAAUAUGGAUGUUUUGAAAUCAAGCCAGUGGGAAGUUAACUUGAAUAUCCUUUAACUAGGUACACUGAACAGAUGAGAAGCAAUUAUAUUUUACACAACUUCCAUUAGCAUAUAUUUCUAAAUUUUAUAACAUGUAUUUAAUAUUGUAAAAAUAAUAUAAAUUAAUUAUACCAUUUAAAAGAUCGAUUCAAGCACUUAAAUAAUUUACUAUAACGUUUUGUGAAAUAACUGACAUUUUCUCCAAUGCAAAAAGUGAGAAAAUGUAAUAUCGGUAUAAGGUUUUCUAGCUGCCAUUCAUUUACUGACAAUGCAAUCAUGUCACUUUAUUUUUAAGUGUCACAUAAGAACAGUAUGAGUAAUUUAGUGUAAUGGAUUCAGAUCAACCACUGAUGAGAUUUUUACCUUCAGAUACCUGCUCUAUUAAAGAAAUGUAAUACUGGUUCUAUUUCUAUAAAUAAUAAAAUGACCAGUGGCACUGACAACAUCAAGGGAAAAUGUGGCAGCAGGAGUUAAGGAUUCCUACCAGACGAGACUAAAUUAAUAACAUGGUAAAAUCAAUGUUCAGGGGGUGCAAAUUCAAUGGAAUUUUGAUUAACUUUAUUAAGAAACUAAUGACCUUACCAGUAUUAAAAUAUAAUUUUAGGUACGGUACAGUAUUCCAAACCGCUAAGAAGCAGUUGAAGCAGUUUUUUGGGAUAUUUUACACAACUUACAGUACCGGUAACAUGCACCUGAUAAAUUAUACCGUACCAUUUAAAAGAUCGAUUCAAGCACUUUAAUUAAGUUUAAUAAUAUGGUAUUUGUUUUUCUAUUGGAUGGAUUGUUAGUAAACUUCUUGUGAAAUAAUUUUUUUUGUAGUAUUACUAUUAGUACCGGUAUUAGUUUAGAAAUUUAAUUAAAAAGAAAGAAUAAUUGCAUACGUCUCCGCAUUGUACCUAAAGGCUUUACGAGAAAUUUCAACCAGGCUCCCUAAACUCUAACGACAGGACCAAACUUCAAUCAGUUGAGAAGAAAAUGGCAUUUCAGCGUACGGUAUGCGUAUGCAUAGCUAUAUGUUACUAUAAUAUUAAUAUAAGCGUCUCAUCGCCGAUCUCAGUGCCACCAUUUACCAACUUGAAGAUCGCAUCCUCUCUAAGACCUCUUAUAACGCUUAUCGUAUGACCUUGUUAGAACAAUUAUUCACCAACUUAAUCGGGAACUGUACCGCUUCCAUUCUAGUAGAAAUUCUACCAACAAAAAGAAAAAACCCGACAAUCUUACUAAGAUUGUCAAUCUUAGGCCCACUAACAAUUCUACACCUCACAAAACUGGCACUGGCAACAACUUAGUCGUUUGCACCCCCCCCCCCUAAAUUUCCUCUAUCUGAUGAUGAAAGGUCAGUACUUUCUAAGGGUCUCAAAUUUAAUCCACUGAAAACAUCUUGCGACCGCUACCAACUUCUUUUGGAUUCCCACCGCUACUUUCGUUCCUUGAGACUUCAGUUUCACUUCGGUGGGAAAAGUACCGACCUCCCCGAAGACGAGAUUUUCCCGAUAGGGAACGCAAAUCUAAUUGGACACCACCUUCUAAUCAAUCUAAAGCUUUAGUCUUGUAUAUAAUAUAAUCUAUAAUAAAGAGCACGGAACACGACAUCAAGAACCUCUCUUUACCUCCACUUCAGAAAUCCAAUCUAAAGAGAAUCACUUGUCACUAGCACUCUCAAAGCUGCGCAGUCGUAAAGAUAUCAUCAUCAAACCAGCUGACAAGUGGGGAGCUGUUGUGUAAGACAGAGAUCUCUACAUCAAGGAGGCUCAUAGUCAUAGGCAACAAGAAGCCAGUUCUACCAACCGAGGACCAACACCCCUGUAACUAAAAUCACUGAUCACCAAAUGUAACGACAUGGUGAAAGAGACUAUCCAGAAAAUGAUUG